AGCUGCAUUGGGCCUUUGGCGGGGUCCUCCUCGAGGUCGCCUUGCUUCGGGAUGUGGUGCCUCGAGGUCACCACUAACCCAUCUCACAACACCGCCAUCUGCUGGAUAUCCUGUAGACACCGCAAAUGCACGUGUUGUGCAUGCUUCAACUCUCUGGGACAGGGAAAUGUGAAGCUUGGUGUGUAGCACGCUCGAGCCGCCGCAUGUCUACGUGCAGGGUGUAACGUUGUGCGACACACGCCUGCGGUCACAGCGAGGUGCUGCCAAGCCUCGUUUACGCCCGACGACAAUGAGGAUCUGGCGGUCACUGGCGCAUGAAGUCGCACCGCCAUGUCCACGUUCAAGCUCGUAUCAAAGCUGACCACCACAUGUGAGCAGCGAUGUAUUCGUCGUUCCAGUCCGUCGUUUACUGGCAUCGUCUAGAUCGUCAAUGCUCCCCCACUUCUUUGCCUCUAACCCCUUCAUACCCAACGUCUCUACAUCUAGCGUUUUCCUACUCAACGCCUCUCCUUCCAACGCCUCUCCCUCCUAUAUCCUCACCCAAGUCGGGUACUAACGUCUAGCCAUGACAGACAUUUUCACCAAAGACAAUCUGACCGCGUCGCCGACCAAUGUAUCCUGGCACGCCGAUCCUGCCGUGCGCGGCACCUGGGACCUUAUCUGGACCUGCCUCUCGAUGCUUUUGAUAUGCGCGUGGAACGCUGUCCACACUGACAUUUCUCUCCGACCACGCAGGUGGGAGUUCAUCAACAAGCUACCCUGGCUCGUCGUUGGACUGCUUGCGCCCGACUAUCUGCUUUACGCUGCAUGCUGUCAGCUACACCUCUCGCGGCAGAUUUCUGUCGCUGAAGCCGAGUACCUGAAGAGUGGCAAGACCCAUAUCGGACCAUGGGUGCGCUCCCGCAGCUUCGUCCACAAAUUUAGAGCAUGUGUCUUUGGGCGACUGGGCUUUGACACAUCAGCUGAGGCGUCACCAAGUGCGUUAGCAGAAGAAGCAAGGCAGGAGAGGCUUGCUACAAACAAUUACAGCCCAGUUUCGCUGGCAGAGCUAGGGUUAAACCUCCCUGAAGCGCCGCUGGAAGAGGCAGAAGAGGUAUUCCCGAUGCUCUCAACCGGCGGUCCUUCUGUGAGGGAACGAGAGCACGAGUGGACCGCCGUUCACAGCUUCUAUGCUGCUAUGGGCGGAUUCGUCCUGGAUGUCGACCCAUCCCUCGUUUCAUCCGUAACCCCGACGCCCCACUCCCAGUCGGGCCGGAUCCGUUUCGUUAUCACCGCACAGGGCGUCUGCUAUCUGAUGGAGCAUGCACCAGGGCUCAUCCCCGACUUAUCCAAGGCGAGCAUCCUCAAUCGCUGCCGAUCCAACGCAUUCGCGAAGGCGCUGCUCGUAUUGAAGCUAUUCCAUUUCUGCGUCUCCUGCGCCCUGCGUCUCUUACGGUCUCUCCCCCUGAGCCUGUUCGAGGUGUCAACCCUCGCGCACGCUAUAUGCGCCGUCACGACGUAUGCCAUCUGGUGGAAUAAACCCUUCGACAUCGCGGAGCCGACAGUCAUCGCUGGCGCGGAUGCAGAUGCAAUAUUCGAGGAUUUGCUCAGAGUGAGCAGGGGGAGGACCGUUCGAUAUGCGGGUCUCUCGCAGGUCACGGCAUUUAUGAGGGAUGCCGGCACGUCGCCCGAAGCCACCCUCCUCUCGCAGUACGGGGGCCUGCAAGAGUCGGUUUUCGUCACCGAUGGGCCUCCAUACUGGCUCGCUGUCACCGGGUUUAUUGCUGCUGUCUACGGACUCAUCCACUUGGCAGCGUGGAACACGACAUUCCCCACGCCCGAAGAAGGCUAUCUAUGGCGCAUUGCGUCGGCCUACGCGCUCUUGCUCGGUAUUGCUCCUUCUUCUCUGCUGUAUAUCUUGUCCCCAGCGACUAGCCCCAUAUUCAACGCUGCGCGGUUUAUUCAGACUCUCCAGCUUCCGAAUGCUUUCUGGCGCCUCAUUAGGAUAGCUGUUUGCAUGCAACUCUUGAUCUGCAUUGCAUUGUAUCCGGUACUUACAUUUUAUCUACUCGUAGAAAGUGUCAGACAGGUUUUCUACCUCCCCGGUGAUGCAUUCAAGCUUCCCAGCUUCUCUAUCCACUCCUCUCAUUAGUUUUGUAUCUGCUAGCAUUCUACUUAUUGGAAGGGUUUUUAUUUUAGGGUUCCCACAAUGUAGUAAAGAACCUUACAGUUUAUUCCUGUCAUUACGAGUAGGCGUUAUUUAUCCCUGUUGUUACUGAACGCAGUCCGACUGGAAUUGCGACACCGACUACGAAGCGACCGCAGACUCUAGAUUACGAGGGGCACGUUCAUCCCUUGUGUCAUGAAUCAGGAAACGACGACGGUUAGCUGACCUCCGCUCAAGUGGAACUCUUCGUAGGCGGACCAAGCCUCGGCACUCGAGGCCCAGCCUUCAACGUGGUUAUCCGUCUGAUGGGCCAUGGAUCAGACCCAGCGUGCUCGACAGCUUUCUUAGACAAGAUAUUCAUGUCCAUCAAAGCUCAGAUACGAUCGCUCUUCCACCGGCGCAGCCGCCUGCUCUGUCUACAAGUUAGAUUGAAAUGAUCAAGACGUCGGCGGCAGCAUGCUAUGACAUCGACCUGCGGCGCAUUGCCUCUGGCGGCUCUGCCAAUUGAACGCGACCUGCCAAUCUGAGUUGAAGUAUGCAGAGUCACGCACGUGUGCUGGAGCAGCCCACAGUGCCAAAGUAGUCCAUACCAUGCUCCUCCUGCCGCCUCAGCGGCACAUUGAACAUACACUGUCUGCGACGAGCGUCCCGAGUACCACUGGCGCGGCGCUCUGGCCGUUGAACGGCAGGUGCGGAUCCGCCGACAAAAGCGAGCCGCUGCCUGUGCCGUAGCCCAUGAGGUUCCCACCGUUUGGCUGUCCUGGAACGCACACAAAAAAAGUGUGCCAUCAGCAGCAGGAAACUACACAUGAUGCAGAAGAAAGAAGAGACGCACCUCGAUCGAUCGUAAGUUGUCCGUGAACGCACAUGUCGAGGCCGUACAGAUGCAGGCGCCCGCAAUCAGGUCUCAGGUCCCAGAACGGCAUCGAGCAGUUUGCGGACACUGUGUAUGUGAUGUGGCGGUGGCGGAGACGACGGCGGUACAGAGGCUGGGGAAAGGGAGAGGGGGGAGAUAUCCAUUUGAUGAGACACGAGACAUGGUGGUGAGGAAGUAAGAGGCACGGAGCGACAAGUGCCC
Messenger RNA from Phanerochaete carnosa HHB-10118-sp, 3224 nucleotides. RefSeq lists its product as uncharacterized. Bases 566 to 2131 code for a protein of 521 amino acids. Lineage: Eukaryota; Fungi; Basidiomycota; Agaricomycetes; Polyporales; Phanerochaetaceae. The record is from RefSeq and is a predicted model, not a curated record. The transcript is spliced from 3 exons.